UCUCUCUCUCUCUCUCUCUCUCUCUCUCUCUCCUGUGUUUAGCAGAUCCAUGUCCAUCAUCUACCUCUGGACGGUCAAGUUCGCUGGCACGUCACGUCCGCACUUGAACUUGCAGCAGCUCAGGGGGCUUCGCUUACUUUUCCAUUCCCGUCUUGUGUUCUCCUCCGAGAAGCCAUGAAGCCCAACGCAAGCGUCUUGCCACUACACGCGUCUCUUCUGUACUAUUCUCUAUAGUUCAUGUGGGAUACCCGAUGCAUCGCUGAAGAAGAUUUUUACCCUGGACUCUCUAAAGACUCUGGCUCUUCCCAAUGUGAUCCCAGCUGAGACCGUGUCCAACAUGUCUCGCCGCAAGCAGGGCAAACCCCAGCACUUAAGCAAACGGGAGUUUUCGCCCGAGCCCGUGACGGCAGAUAUCCCAGAGGACGGGGAAAGCCAUCCCAGAUCGGAACCAUCCACCCCUAAAGGGGAUCAGGACCUCCUCACCUGUGGUCAGUGCCGCUCCAGGUUUCCUUUGGCUGACAUCCUGGAGUUCAUCGAGCACAAACGCAGGCAGUGUCAAGGACGCCUAUGCAUGGACAAAUGUUCAGACCUGCCACCGUCGCCUCCACCCGCAGGCCUGAGGCGAGCCUGCGUCCCUGUGGAGGUGGCAGUUCAAGUUUCGCCCCACGGAGAGGAGCAUUUAGCCUCCACACCGCACGGAUUACGGCCCAAGCAGGAGAAUUUAACAGAAAAAGAUGAGCCCAGCAGCUACACUUGCACAACUUGUAAGCAGCCCUUCAGCACUGCUUGGUUCCUACUACAGCAUGCCCAGAACACUCAUGGUUUCCGAAUAUAUCUGGAGAGCGAACCUGGAAGCCCGUUAACUCCUCGAGUGGCCUCCGCUCCAGGCAUGGGUGGUGACUGUGCCUCACAGCCACCGCUGCAUACAGCCCACCUUGCAGACACUAGUCCCUAUAGCCUGAUGAGGAUAGCCAACAGAGAUGCGUCCUCGAUUCCUAGGGAAGGCCGAUAUCCCAGGACACCUCCACUCUUUAGUCCCCCACCACGGCACCACAUGAGCCCAGAUGAUCUGGCUUUGGCCCCCCAUCACCCAAGCGCCUUUGACAGGGUACUGCGUCUUAAUUCGGUACCCUUGGACUCCCCAUCUAUGGACUUCUCGAGACGACUACGGGAACUUGCAGGCAACUCUGCUGGCUCCUCUCCGCCCAUGUCGCCCAACAGGCCUAGCCCAAUGCAACGGCUGCUGCAGCCAUUUCAGCCAGGGGCAUCUCAUUCUCCUUCUGGACCUCAUUCAACACCCACUGAGCAAACGCCAACCAUGCCAACUGUGAAGGCAAAGUCUUGUGAGUUUUGUGGAAAGUCUUUUAAGUUCCAGAGCAACUUAAUCGUCCACAGGCGCAGUCAUACCGGAGAGAAACCUUACAAGUGCCACCUCUGCAACCAUGCCUGCACUCAGGCCAGCAAGUUGAAACGCCACAUGAAGACUCACCGGCACAAAUCCUCCUCCACUACGUCCAAAUCAGAUGAUGGCCUUUCAACUGCCAGUUCACCUGAGCCAGGCACAAGUGAUUUGAUAAGCAGUGCCACCAAUGCGCUCAAAUCUGUGGUGGCUAAGUUUAAAAGUGAGAACAACGGCCUGAUACCAGAAAAUGGUCAGGAGGAAGAUGAAGAAGAGGAAGAUGAGGAAGAUGAAGAAGAGGAAGGAGAGGAAGAGGAGGAGGAGGAGGAGGAAGAAGAGGAGGAGGAGGAGGAGGAGAAUGAGAGUGAGGUCGGCGAGAGGAAUGAUAUAAACUUUAGCUUGAGCCUAGAAGGUGCACGUCACCAUGAGAACAAUAGACAGCGACACAACAAAAGUGUGGAGGGAAUUCAGGACUUUCGAGAUGCCCUUAAACUUUACAAACAAGGGGACCGCAGAUCAGCUAAUGAGACAGGUGGUGACGAUUCCCCAAAAGAGUCUGAUCAAGUCAACGAGAGAUACGGACAAAUCGUGAACGGAACAGCCUCCUACCCAAACGAAGACCACUCGAGGAAACUUCUUGCCAGAAGUCCAGGAUCUGACAGCCCUCUUUCCAAACGCAUCAAAGUGGAAAAAGACCUUGAUCCUCCAACUCCUACAAUCCCCAACUCAGAAAACGUGUACUCUCAGUGGCUGGCCGGAUAUGCCGCUUCGCGCCAGCUCAAGGAUCCUCUCCUCAGCUUUGGGGACUCAAGACAAUCACCUUUCGCCACCUCUUCAGAGCACUCUUCGGAGAAUGGAAGUCUCAGGUUCUCCACUCCCCCUGGGGAGUUGGAUGGAGGGACGGCCUCUGGGCGCAGUGGCACUGGAAGUAGGGCCAGUACACCCCAAACUGGUCGACCAAGCUCCAAGGAUGGUCGGCGUAGUGACACGUGUGAGUUUUGUGGCAAGGUCUUCAAAAACUGCAGCAACUUGACAGUGCAUCGCCGCAGCCACACUGGCGAGAGGCCGUACAAGUGUGAGCUUUGUAGCUACGCCUGCGCUCAGAGCAGCAAGCUAACACGGCACAUGAAGACGCAUGGACAGACAGGCAAGGACGUUUACAAAUGUGAGAUAUGCCACAUGCCUUUUAGCGUCUACAGCACUCUGGAGAAGCACAUGAAAAAAUGGCACAACGAUCAGCCCUUAAGCAUUGAAAUUAAAACAGAGUAAAUUUUAUGAUGUCUUUCGCAGUCCUAGAAAAAUAUUUUAAGCACAGUGUCAGUUAAUUAUGCUGGCCGGAAAUUUGGCCGAAAAAGACUCUGAGCCUCUCUAAUGUGCAAUAACUUAAUGUUUUGUACUUCUUUUCUUACUGGUUGGCAUGUUUUUGUGUAUUAGCUUGAUUGAUAAGGAUUAGCUGUGUUGCUGUUGUUACUGUCUUUUAUCAAACAGGACAUUUCAUGCUGCAAACAAUUAAUUUUUACAUAUCAUACCUAGCUGUAUUUUGUCAUUUAAGCCUGUAAUAUUUUGACUACCUACAUUCACACUGGGGUUUACACUGUUCAUUAGGGGUAUAGACAAACUGUAGGGUUACCAAGGAAAGAUUGAUCGGUAACAUUUUACUAAGAUACUAAAAAAGUUUGCAUUUUUAUUGUCGCUUGUGAAAAAAGAGUGCCUUGGGUGUGCCAUUUGCCAUAAGCCUGGGGAUAUUGUUCAAUGCAAAAUUAGGUCUUGCAUCAAGUACCUAUUGUGAAUUUGCUAAAUGCAGGAAUCCAGCAUAUGUUCUUAUGUAUAUAAUUUACUAGUAUAAUAUGUUGUGUUACUUUAAGUAUGAUUAUUUUGUUGGCAUCUUCAUGCCUUUUGGCUUGGUGAGAUUUUGGUACAGGUACAUUAGUAAGUUUUCUUUUAACUUAGGGUCUCAUUU
Molecule: messenger RNA, 3359 nt
Organism: Rhinichthys klamathensis goyatoka
Lineage: Eukaryota; Metazoa; Chordata; Actinopteri; Cypriniformes; Leuciscidae
Gene: bcl11ab
Product: BCL11 transcription factor A b
Exons: 3
Coding region: 338-2668 (776 amino acids)
Biological process (GO): negative regulation of dendrite development; regulation of transcription by RNA polymerase II
Cellular component (GO): nucleus
Molecular function (GO): DNA-binding transcription factor activity; RNA polymerase II cis-regulatory region sequence-specific DNA binding
Source: RefSeq, a predicted model, not a curated record